Messenger RNA from Helicoverpa zea (corn earworm), 1310 nucleotides. RefSeq lists its product as uncharacterized. The record is from RefSeq and is a predicted model, not a curated record. The transcript is spliced from 3 exons. The coding region runs from base 103 to 957 and encodes 284 amino acids. NCBI's taxonomy places the organism in Eukaryota, Metazoa, Arthropoda, Insecta, Lepidoptera, Noctuidae.
AUUAUCCGACAUUGGGGCGAUGGUCGUGUGUUUAUUUAAAUAAGAUUUAAAAAUAACUUAAAACAACGUUAACAGUGAAUUAUUUGAUAAAAACCCUUCAUCAUGGCGCUGGGAGCCUUUGCUGAAGAAUAUUUUCGCUCUAUGAACCCCUUGGCUUCGAAAAUCCACGAAGAUAUAGAGGAUGCAAAAAAUUCUUACGAAAAUAUAUGGGAAUCGCUCACGGAAAAAGAAAAGACUGAAAUAAUAAACGAAUCUCUAAUCAAACCAGACAUAGCGUUAAAAUACGCACUUCUAGACUCACUAGAUUUUGACAUUAACGAUCCACCAGUCCGCAAGGAUGAUCUAAUGUCAUUCUUUGGACGAGACCAUGGCCAAAAAGUUAUACAAGACGAAAAUACUUCUUACAGAGACGAACAUAGCAGUCCUUUUUUGUAUCAGACCAAAAGCCAGUUGAAUCUAUGUAUUUUAAGUGACUGCAGAACGCCUAAGGAGGUUAAACCGACUUCGCCUCCUCCGGUUAUGUCAGAAUUGGCUUUAUCGCAUUCAAAAGUAGUUUCUGAACUGAAAAAUGCGUUAAAGUCCCAUGAUGUUUUAAGAAGUUCUUACAAAGAAGGCCCGAAUCGAGAAGUGACGUCACCAGGUUUUAUAAGCAAGUUUAUAGGCAAUUUUAAGAGUAAAGACGAAGAGAGAGAGUGUUUGGUCUCGUUGGGUCCUCAAACGCAGAUUGUGGCUUCGUCGGAGAACUUUUUUAGGACUAACUUUAAAAGUCCUCAAGCUGAGAAUAAGUAUGAAAAGGAUUAUAGAAGCAGUGUUGUCAAGUCUAAUAGUGAUCUUUCAGAAGAGAAUAGAGGUCUCCUAUCUUCAAGUCAAGCAUCAUCAGGUACAGACUUCCAAUCCACUGAAACCCUCACGGAUUCAGUACCUAAGACUGGCUACGACUUUUUAGAUAACUGGUAAUGUUACUAACACUAAUUUAAUCAUUUGAGUCGGUUUGAUGUGUGGGUGUAUUUCUGUGGCACGGAGAAGAAAAUCACUAGCGGAGAUGUCAAAGUCAAGUCAUUUAUAUCAUUCAAAAUCAAAAUUCGUUUAUUCAAACUUAGCUGCAAAACAGCACUUUUCGAACGUCAGAAAUUUACAGAAGACAGCCCUCAAAACGCCCACCCUUCACCCCUUCUUAUGUGUUUUUGCUGGAAAGAAGUGGCGCAAAAAACUCCUCAGCAUUUAGGCAUUUACAAGCACUUAUGAACGUCAAAAAAUAUAAAUAAGUUUGAUUCUAGUUGCCCAUUCCAAAAGCAGCUUCGUGUAGAAAA